This is a messenger RNA of Planococcus citri (citrus mealybug), 926 nucleotides long. Its product is annotated as regucalcin-like. Bases 1 to 924 code for a protein of 307 amino acids. NCBI's taxonomy places the organism in Eukaryota, Metazoa, Arthropoda, Insecta, Hemiptera, Pseudococcidae. The transcript has 5 exons. Gene Ontology annotation, biological process: L-ascorbic acid biosynthetic process. The record is from RefSeq and is a predicted model, not a curated record. Gene Ontology annotation, molecular function: gluconolactonase activity; enzyme regulator activity; calcium ion binding.
AUGGAACCAACAGUGAAAGUGAUAGCUGGCCCUUUGGAAUACGGAAGCGCGCCCUUUUGGUACCAUAAAACUCAAACGUUAUAUUUCGUGAACGUCUUUCAAUCAGAAAUUCAUCAAUACGAUCCAAAAACCAAUAAACACACAUGUGCUAAAGUUGGUGACCAACCAGUCGGCUUUAUAAUUCCAUUAGGAGAUUUCGACGAUAAGUAUCUGCUCGGAUAUGGUUGUGAUUUAGUAGCUGUGACGUGGGAUGGGCAUAGUAAUCAGAUUUCAAAAUUGGUCAAAGUUGAAGUGGUCGAAACGAACGAGAAUCGAAUAAGCGAUGGAAAAAUAAGCCCUUCGGGCGUUCUUUUUGUUGGUAGAAGAACUUCUGGACCGGGGCAUUUAAUUUCUGGAAAUUUAAGCAUGAAUCAAGGUUCGUUAUACAGCUUUAAAAAUUGCUCGUCGAAAAAAUUGUUGUGUGAUAUUAGUAUUUCGGCUGGAAUGGCGUGGGAUCACAAUGAGAGGACUUUUUUUUACACAGAUUCUCCGGAAUAUCGUGUAGAAAGGUUUUGUUAUAAUGAUGAAACGUGUGAAUUGGAGCAAGGAUGCAUUUUGUACCAAUUUAAAGACGAUAACCUGUGCGGUUUUCCAUGUGGAAUAACCAUAGAUUACGACGAACAUUUAUGGGUUAGCUGUUUUAAUGACGGUCAGGUUUUGAAAAUCGAUCCUAAAAUUGGAAGAGCGACAACCAAAAUUGAAAUACCGCAUUGUCCACAAAUCACCUCCGUCGCAUUCGGUGGACCAAAUUUAGAUGUUUUAUAUGUAACGAGUGCUGAUAUCAACAUAAAAGGUAAAUACAAAAACGCCGGUUCAGUAUUUCAAGUUUCUGGUUUAGGUGUAAGAGGAAACUUGAGCUUGCCUUUGUAUUUGAUGAAUAAAUAACU